Messenger RNA from Gordionus sp. m RMFG-2023, 1247 nucleotides. RefSeq lists its product as uncharacterized. Lineage: Eukaryota; Metazoa; Nematomorpha; Gordioida; Chordodea; Parachordodidae. The coding region runs from base 36 to 1085 and encodes 349 amino acids. Gene Ontology annotation, cellular component: cytosol. The transcript has 10 exons. The record is from RefSeq and is a predicted model, not a curated record. Gene Ontology annotation, biological process: tetrahydrofolate interconversion. Gene Ontology annotation, molecular function: methylenetetrahydrofolate dehydrogenase (NADP+) activity; methenyltetrahydrofolate cyclohydrolase activity.
UCAUUUUAUACCUAACGUUAUCCAAUCCAAGUUAAAUGCUUUCCUUUAAAUACUAUAAAAAUGUAAAUUCUUUGGCUAAACUUAUUGAUGGCAACCUUGUGUCAAAGCAGAUUAAAGAAAAUCUAAUUGUUGAAGUUUUUAAAUAUAAGCAGUUAUAUAAUAAAACCCCAGUUUUAGCAAUACUUCAAGUAGGUGACAGACAAGAUUCUAAUGUUUAUAUAAGAAUGAAAUUGAAAUCUGCAGAAGAAGUUGGUAUAAAUGCUCAAUUGAUGAAAUUGCCAAAAAAUAUAACAGAAGCCCAACUUUUAUCAAAUAUCAAUAAAUUGAACAAUGAUUCUGAUAUUCAUGGCAUAAUCUUACAAUUGCCAAUAGAUUCUUCAAAUAGCAUUGACACAGAUCAUGUUUUAGCUCAAAUAUCUAUUGAUAAAGAUGUUGAUGGCUUGCAUCCAUUCAAUAAUGGUCAACUGUCGCAUGGUGUAACGAAAGAUGUAUUCCUACCUUGCACUCCUAAUGGAUGUAUUCAUCUCAUCAAAUCUACUGGCUGUGAUAUAGAAGGCAAAAGAGCCGUUGUGAUAGGGCGUAGCAGAAUAGUGGGAGGACCAAUGGCUCAGCUCUUGAUCUGGAACAAUGCUACGGUCACUGUAUGCCAUUCACGCACUCGUGACAUACCCGAUAUAGUAAGACAAGCUGAUAUAUUAGUCGCAGCUCUAGGAAAACCUGAAUUCGUUAAAGGGGACUGGAUUAAGCCAGGGGCCAUUGUUAUAGAUUGUGGGAUCAAUCCUAUACCCGAUGAUACCAAGAAAUCAGGAUACAGACUGGUUGGCGAUGUUGAUAUUGAAGAGGUGGCUCAAGUGGCUUCUUGGAUAACACCCGUUCCUGGUGGAGUGGGACCUAUGACCGUUUGUAUGUUAUUAAAAAAUACUAUAGAUGGUGCUUUUAGAUAUGCCCAAAAGUAUUAUGAUAAGGAUAACACUUUAGACGAAUCCUUAAUCGAUAUCAGCGGGGAUAGCAUUCCAAUCCACAAACUUAAUAUCGAAGAAACCAUUGCAAACGGUGGAGAUUGUGAAAUAAAAAGUGCUCAGUGAAAAUUGUGAAUUAACCAGAUCAAGAAUGAUAUAUAACAAUAAACCCUUUGUGAUAUCUUAUAUAAUUUUAUAGAAAACUAUAAUAAAAUAAACAAUUAUUGUAUUUUAAAAAAUUGAUCAUAUAUUUUGAAAAUUAGUCUGCAGGUCAUUUAGAGUUACUUA